UUCGCGAUUGCAUCGCCCGAGUUCAUGCCUUCCAACGCCGGCAUAAACCAUUCAGUCUUCCCUAUGUCCACUAGGAACAGUCCUCUCUAUUGAGACCCUUGCUCAUCCCGAUCCUCUCGAUCUUCCCCUGCUUCUCUCUACCAAUACCUACGAAUGACUAUCUAGUCUCGUCGUCCCUAAAUUCCUCCAGGAACCAACUCCGUCACACCGACCGUGAAAGAGAAAAACCGAGCUUCUUUCUACGAUAGCCUAACUAUUACAAUACCGCAAACAUGGCGCUCGUUAACGUUCGUCGUGAUGUCACCGAUGCCUUCUAUCGCUACAAGAUGGAAAAGAUUCAAACCAAGAUUGAAGGCAAAGGCAACGGUAUCAAGACUGUCGUCGUCAAUCUAAGCAGCGUCGCCGCGUCCCUCGCUCGCCCUGGAUCUUACGUCAUCAAGUUCUUUGGCUUUGAACUUGGUGCUCAGACCAACAUCGAUCCUCCCGAUGACCGCUGGAUCAUCAAUGGUGCUCAUGAUGCUAGUAAGCUUCAGGAUCAACUUGAUGGCUUCAUCAACAAGUUUGUUCUCUGCAAAAAAUGCAAGAACCCUGAAACCGAUGUUGUCAUCAAAGAUGGCCACAUUGUUCUCGAUUGCAAAGCCUGCGGUCAGCGCACCGAUGUUGAUCUUCGCCUGAAGCUGAGCGGCUUCAUUUUGAAGAACCAGCCCAAGAAGGGCGCUAAGAAAGACAAGGCCGAACGCAAGGCCGCUCGCAAAGCUAAGCAGCAAGCCCUCCAGAAUGGUAACAAGGAGAAUGGCCAAGGAAGCGGUGGCGAGAACUCCGAAAACGGUUCCAACAGAAGCAGCGAGAAGAACGACGAUUUGGAUGACGUUGGUAGCGAUGACGAGUUUACUCGGAGGAUCAACGCUGACGCCCAGGUCAUCGACGCCCCCGCUGUAGUUAAAGACGAUGACUGGGCUGUCGACAUGUCCGAGAAGGCUGUCAAGGCUCGUCAGAGCCAGCUCCCAAGUGAAUUCCGCCAGAAACUUGUUCUCGGUGAUGACGAUGAGGACGGAGAGGGCGGUGGCCACACUGUCUAUGACACCAUGGGUGACUGGAUUCAGGAAGAAGCCGGCAAGGCUGGUAGUAUCAACAAGGUCGAUGACAUUCAAAUCUAUGUCAAAGCUAAGGAGCUUGGAAUCGAAACCAAGCACAAGACCAUUCUGGUCCUCGUGCAGACCCUAUUUGAUGAGAACAUCAUCACUCAGAUUCCCAGGCGUGCUGCUAUGUUGAAGCAGAUGAUCACCACCGACCGUCACGAGAAGGCUUUCCUCGGUGGCAUUGAACGUCUCCUAGCCACUCAAGGCAAAGAACACCCCGAGUUGAUGACUAGUGACAAGAUUGUGAAGAUUCUUCAUCAGGUCUACGACAAGGAUCUAGUUAGCGAGGAGACCAUCCAGAACUGGGGAACCAAAGCCAGCAAGAAGUAUGUCGACCUCGCUACUUCGAAGAAGAUUCGUCGUGCGGCCGAGCCCUUCCUCAAGUGGUUGGAAGAGGCCGAGGAAGAUUCGGAUGAUGAGUAAACAAUUAAUCUCAAGUACACGAGUUUAUGCUCGCCAUGGUUAUGGUUGAGUCUCCUUGAGUAAUUCUGGUUUAACUUUGCUUUCAAUUCUUCGCGCUUAUUUUCACUCCUUU
Molecule: messenger RNA, 1674 nt
Organism: Hypoxylon fragiforme
Lineage: Eukaryota; Fungi; Ascomycota; Sordariomycetes; Xylariales; Hypoxylaceae
Product: domain found in IF2B/IF5-domain-containing protein
Exons: 2
Coding region: 273-1562 (429 amino acids)
Biological process (GO): formation of cytoplasmic translation initiation complex; translational initiation; formation of translation preinitiation complex
Cellular component (GO): cytosol
Molecular function (GO): GDP-dissociation inhibitor activity; translation initiation factor activity; eukaryotic initiation factor eIF2 binding
Source: RefSeq, a predicted model, not a curated record